UCAAGAUCACAACAAUAGAACCAGCUAGUAUCAGGAUCAGACGAGUACCUCCAAGAUCAAACUUGUUUCGACCGGAAAUAGCGGCCCCACUUGUUUCCCAUAAAUUGCCGAAGUCGGCUGCUCGGGCCGAUCAGACUGCAGCUACAGGCGAGCCUCCCGGACGUGAGUGGUGACAGGGAGAAGUGGAGAGAGCGGGUGUGAACAUUUGUUUUGUGUGUAGAAAACCUUCGCUGACAAGUUAUCAAGCAUGGUGCGGUGUUUGAAGGGAGGAUUGUUGUCGUCACUUGGGGCUUUCCUCAUACAAGCUGUUACCAUGGUUACCGUGGCUCGUGCCCAGGACAACACGAUCUCGUACACAGGGCUCUGUGGUCCCACGGCCUGCUGCCAAUCACAGGAGAACGAAUACGUCAGACUGCAGGACAUGAUGGUUCUUCUGGUCCGGCAGGUGGCGCUUCUGCAACACGCUCUUGGAGCGGACCCUGACUUCUACUGGGAUCUGUCGGGUGGGUGUUCCAUCACGGACCGCCAGCGUGCACCAUGCACGGACAUGUGCAGCUCCAACACCAUCUACGCCAACGUCGGGCUUCGCCCUGGACGUGCCAGUGGCGUGCUGCAAACCAUCCCCGGUCCUGACGGCCGACACUGUGCGGUCUCUCUCACCGCCAGCCUGAAACAGUCCAUCGAUCUAGGAAACUUCCGCGCCACGUGCAUCUCUCACCACGGUCUGUGCGGACAGACGGGUUUUACCGUGUCCGUCUGGCUCAAGAUACCGAAGGAAGCGAACAACGGACGUGUAUACCUGCUCUCGUCCGGAGGACAAACUGGGAGCGCCCGAGGUUUCUCUGUCUACGCCACGGGGAACCAGUAUAGCUACACCCCGAGCAACAAGUUUGUCCUAACGGUGUACCUGAAGCAUAAGGACCUGGCCUGGAGGGUUGACACGUCAGAGGUGCCGGACAACACCUGGUUUCAUCUGGCCUUCACUUGGACACGCGCCCUGGGAACGAGGGUCUACGUCAACGGCAACCUGGUUGGUCAGGGGUUCGGGCGACCCACGGGGUUCUCCCAAAACCAUGGCAACACGAACCUCGUCUUGGGACGGUCCAAUCAGAAGGAGCAGUUUCACGCCACGGCAGCCUUCAGUAACCUGAAGAUUUUUACGCGGGAACUUACGGCUUCCCAUAUUGCAUUGCUUCAUGAAGAGAUCAACGCCAUUGGUGUUGGGUCACGUGACUUCUAAACAGUAUUGUAGUGCGCUAAACUGUGAUACCAUUCCCAGAAACCUGACGAUAAUACUGACUGUA
Molecule: messenger RNA, 1304 nt
Organism: Branchiostoma floridae (Florida lancelet)
Lineage: Eukaryota; Metazoa; Chordata; Leptocardii; Amphioxiformes; Branchiostomatidae
Exons: 3
Coding region: 248-1240 (330 amino acids)
Source: RefSeq, a predicted model, not a curated record